This is a messenger RNA of Sorghum bicolor (sorghum), 1484 nucleotides long. Its product is annotated as protein G1-like7. NCBI's taxonomy places the organism in Eukaryota, Viridiplantae, Streptophyta, Magnoliopsida, Poales, Poaceae. Bases 279 to 1052 code for a protein of 257 amino acids. The record is from RefSeq and is a predicted model, not a curated record. Gene Ontology annotation, cellular component: nucleus. Gene Ontology annotation, biological process: mRNA transcription; response to light stimulus. The transcript has a single exon.
UCACUCGGCUCCCUCUCCUCCUCCCUCGUAUAGCAGGCCAGCAGCAGCAGCAGCAGCAGCGUCGUUCAGUUCACCUCCCUUUCUCCACUCCACUGCCCGUCGCUCUCCCCCGCAUCCCAUCGCGACCCAACCCCGCGCCCGCCCCGGACACGGCCGGUGCGGUGCGCGUCUCCACUGAUCCGCACGAUCGCGCGCUAGCUAGCACGCCCGCGCCCCGGCCCCGGCCCCGGGCCGGGAGAGCAGCAAGCAUCUCAGCAGCUGCGUCGGCCGGCGUGUGCAUGGAUCCCUCGGGGCCAGCCGCCGGGCCGUCGUCCUCGGCGGCGAGGGGCGGUGGCGACGACGACGCGCACGCGCCGCCGCCGCCUCAGCAGCAGCACCAUCAGGUCCAGCCGCUGGCUCAGGCGCAGCCGCAGCAGGCCGCCGCCGCCCAGCCCCACCAGGCGCCGCCGCCGCCGCAGCAGCAGCUCAGCAGGUACGAGUCGCAGAAGCGUCGGGACUGGAACACGUUCCUGCAGUACCUGCGGAACCACCGGCCGCCGCUGACGCUGGCGCGCUGCAGCGGCGCGCACGUCAUCGAGUUCCUCAAGUACCUGGACCAGUUCGGCAAGACCAAGGUGCACGCCGCCGGGUGCGCCUACUUCGGCCAGCCUAACCCGCCGGCGCCGUGCCCGUGCCCGCUGCGCCAGGCCUGGGGAUCCCUCGACGCGCUCAUCGGCCGCCUCCGCGCCGCGUACGAGGAGAGCGGACACGCGCCGGAGUCCAACCCUUUCGCGGCACGCGCCGUGCGGAUCUACCUCCGCGACGUCCGCGACGCGCAGGCCAAGGCAAGGGGCAUACCCUACGAGAAGAAGAGCCGCAAGCGCAAGCAGCCGGCGGCGGGCUCAGGGGAGGCGUCGUCGUCUUCGGCCGCAGCAGCAGCACGGGAGGCUGGUGCCGCCGGGGACGGGUCCGGUGGCAGCGCGGCGGCGACGAAAGCUGCACCGACCACCGGCCAGGGAAGCGGCACCACUGCUGCUGCUGCUGCUGCACCGACCAGCACAUCCCGAGUAUAGUAGAAUCACUUUUGCAAACCAUGUCUAUUUGCUUCUGUACGUCUCUCGCUAUACCUCGAGCUUUAAUUUGCAACAUUUGAGCUAUAUAUUUCUUCUGCCAUUUGGUUUCACCAUCGUUCUUGCUCUUUACAAACCGCAUCUGGGCCUGGGCUCAUGCUUUUUUUUCUCCCUUUUGUUUAAUUUGCUGGAUUUCUUGCUGCAUGCUCUCUACUCGAGCCAUUUUCACUAUGCUGAAUUAGACGGCUACUAUGGUCAGUCAGUAAUAAUAAUACAUGUCAAUUGGCAAAAGUUUGUAGUAUCUAUCCAGGAUCGGAGGAAGUGAAUGAAUUAAUAUAUAUAGAGAGAGAGGUCUUGUACUCUUGUUGCUUGCCCAUGUCUCUCUCAUGCGUACCCAUGGUGAGUGAGAUAAUUAAAAGAGCAAGAUUUUUAUUU